AUGGACCCCAACGCGAACUGGCCAGAAGGCAUGUAUUAUGACGAGAACGCAGGUGCGCCGUCUGGCAGUUACGAACAAACCGAACAAAGUUUUGACGAUCAAGUCGAUGGCGAGACCGAACUUUUCUCACCUUUGUCAGAUGAGUCAGAUGAAUCAGAUAAUGAAGAAGACAACCCUCACAUUGAGCCACAGCUUCACGCGCAGAAAAAAAAAAGAAACCAGAAGAAAAACGAAAAGAAUCGGAUCGUUAAACAACAAACAAAGAAGGUCCUGGAAGUCGCUACAACCUCUCAGCUGCCAUCUCACACGUCCACCGAAUCACGGUCUAUUGUUGAAUUUGUCAAAUUUAUGAUGGGAUGCCCCAGCCGCAAUUUCGAGCUCCCACCGGCACCAACACCCCAAGAAGUCGAAACUUGGACGCACUGGGCAGAUAAUCGCCAGGAGCAAAUCACCAACCACCUCGACCGCUACAUUGAAAGGAAGAACCCGAAAAAUGCGACGGAGAGAAAGUUCCUGGUAACCCAAGAACUCCAAAGAAUCAAGCAAAUGGCCCUUCCUACAAAGUAUUCUCCGGCUCGAACGGUCAGGAAUUCAAACAUCUCGGUAACGGUGAAGAACACCUGUGAUCACGAAUUCAAGUCCAACGGGUUUCCUCGAAUUACAUUCGACUGGAGCGAUCCUGAUUUGGAGAAUUCCGACUGGAACAGUGCAACAGCCAGUAUUCUCGCUUCGAAUUGGGCAAAGUGGACUCCCAAAACCAGAGCGCUUACAAAGGAUUCCAAUAUAAACGUUACGGGCGUCAUUGGACGUUGGCUUGUCACCAUGAAGAAGGAGACAAAGAGGAAAGCGCUCCGAAAAAAUGGAGCCAACAUUACCGAUCCGUCUGUUGAGCAAAUGAACGCCAAACGCAAGCAGUCCCGCAAAAAAGUUGGUGAGUUGCGCUUCAAAACAGCAUCGACUCUCUUUCCCGACCAUCCAGAGAUAUGGGCCUGCUUUACAGACGUCAACGGAGUGUCUGAUUACGAGUGCGACGAAGACAUCCGUAUCCCACCCAGAAGAAUCAACCCCGCCUGGAGAAGUGCGGUUUUCGCCGAAUUGACACAUGAGAUAGAUGUAGCCACUAUCCAAUUAGCACCUCAAAGAAGCAAGACAAGUAUUGCAGGCCGCCUAGCUCGACGUGGACCGCGAGAAGCUACCAACGAGGAAGCUGAAGCCGAGGUAGUACCAAUGAAUUAUCCUGUUGAUGCCUAUGCAGCAGAAUUUCUUGGCCAAUUAUCUCUCCUCCAGCGUCAACAAAUGGGAAUCCAAGAUGAUGAAUUGGCCUACUCUUUCACUACAGCACUUACUGAUCUCAGGAAAAAAACUAGAAGCUCGAACAGUAUGAUUGAAUAG
This is a messenger RNA of Puccinia graminis f. sp. tritici CRL 75-36-700-3, 1392 nucleotides long. RefSeq lists its product as uncharacterized. The transcript is spliced from 3 exons. The record is from RefSeq and is a predicted model, not a curated record. Bases 1 to 1392 code for a protein of 463 amino acids. NCBI's taxonomy places the organism in Eukaryota, Fungi, Basidiomycota, Pucciniomycetes, Pucciniales, Pucciniaceae.